Molecule: messenger RNA, 1784 nt
Organism: Grus americana (Whooping crane)
Lineage: Eukaryota; Metazoa; Chordata; Aves; Gruiformes; Gruidae
Product: 5-hydroxytryptamine receptor 7-like
Exons: 3
Coding region: 135-1415 (426 amino acids)
Biological process (GO): adenylate cyclase-activating adrenergic receptor signaling pathway; circadian rhythm; chemical synaptic transmission
Cellular component (GO): membrane
Molecular function (GO): G protein-coupled serotonin receptor activity
Source: RefSeq, a predicted model, not a curated record
CCGGGGGUGGCUCUUUGCUUUCUCGCCUGCCCGGAGCUCGCAGGGGCUCGCCUGGAGGAUGUCUCACCCCGUCGGCACAGGUGUCAUUGCUGGGAGAAAACUCGUGCCAUUGCCUGCUGUGGUGAGCUCAGAGCAUGUUGCUAAGGGCCAGCCCCAGGCGGUUUCUGGAGCAACAUCUUCUCUUUGUGGAGACCGCAGAGCAGCAGCACCCGGCUCAGAAGUCGCUCCCGAAUCCAUUCAUGACUGAGGAACCCUCUGUCCCAGCCGAGCCAGACCUGCCGUCCUCCAACCUCACCAACGUGACAGACUGCGGCGAGGAGAUCCUGCUCUAUGGGGACACUGAGAAGAUCAUCAUUGGAGCAGUGCUCUCCAUCAUCAUCCUCAUGACCAUCGCUGGCAACGGUCUGGUCAUCAUCUCCGUGUGCAUCGUCAAGAAGCUCAGGCAGCCCUCCAACUACCUGGUGGUGUCCCUCGCAGCCGCUGACCUGUCGGUGGCCUUUGCUGUCAUGCCCUUCGUGACCAUCACAGACCUGGUGGGGGGAGAAUGGCUCUUUGGGAAGGUUUUUUGCAAUGUGUUUAUCGCCAUGGACGUUAUGUGUUGCACCGCCUCCAUCAUGACCUUGUGCAUCAUCAGCGUGGACAGGUAUCUGGGGAUCACUCGGCCACUGACAUACCCCGUGAGACAAAAUGGGAAGCUGAUGGCCAAGAUGGUCUUCAUCGUUUGGCUCCUGUCUGCCUCCAUCACCCUUCCUCCUCUUUUUGGCUGGGCCAAGAAUGUCACCGUGGAAAGAGUCUGUCUCAUCAGCCAGGACUUUGGGUACACAGUCUACUCUACAGGGGUUGCCUUCUACAUCCCCAUGGCGGUCAUGCUCGUCAUGUACAGCCGGAUCUACAAAGCCGCCAAGGUCAGCGCCGAGAAGCACCGCUUCAUGAACUUCCCCAAGCACUAUGAAGAGGAGGGCGUCUAUUGCCUGGAGGCCUCCAGCCGGAGCCACCACAGCUCCAAGCGUACCAAAGCAGUGGAGGAAUGCGCCACGCUCUCCAAACUGCUUCGGCAAGACCGAAAGAAUAUUUCCAUCUUCAAACGGGAGCAGAAAGCAGCCAGGACCCUCGGCAUUAUCGUGGGGGCAUUCACAUUUUGUUGGCUUCCGUUCUUCCUGAUGUCAACGGCUCGGCCUUUCAUCUGCGGCAUCCGCUGCAGCUGCAUGCCCCUGCGGCUGGAGAGGACUCUGCUCUGGCUGGGGUACACCAACUCGCUCAUCAACCCCUUGAUUUAUGCUUUCUUUAACCGAGACUUGAGGACUACUUUCUGGAACCUCCUGAGGUGCAGGUACAGGAACAUCAACAGGAGGCUCUCCGCCGCCAGCAUGCAUGAGGCUCUGAAAGCCACAGAGAGGCACGAAUGCAUCCUGUAGAGCCACUCAGUGCCUGACCAACGAACUCCUGCCUCUCCAUUUCAGGUUCCUCACUUCUCUUGCCUCUCGGGGCUGGCAGAAACCAUGUGUGCCGUUGUCCGCCUGCCAGACAUUGCCACUGAGAGUGACACCUCUUCCCCUCGCCACAGGAGGACUUGCGUUUCUCCUCGCCUCGGGAACAAGUGGGUUCUCACCAUGUCCCAGGUGGGAGCUGAGCAGCUGUGAGCAAGACUGGGCGUUCAAGUUCUACUACCAACUGUGGGCAAGUCACACCACCUUUCUGUGCCUCAGUUUCCCCAUCUGUUAAAAGGAAAAAAAGAAAAAAAAAGGAAAGGAAAAUAAACUCUCCCAACCAAACAAAAAAACAAA